Lobosporangium transversale is the source of this 531-nucleotide messenger RNA. RefSeq names its product SMAD/FHA domain-containing protein. Gene Ontology annotation, molecular function: mRNA binding; protein binding. The coding region runs from base 1 to 531 and encodes 176 amino acids. Gene Ontology annotation, biological process: maintenance of RNA location; mRNA splicing, via spliceosome. The transcript is spliced from 4 exons. NCBI's taxonomy places the organism in Eukaryota, Fungi, Mortierellomycota, Mortierellomycetes, Mortierellales, Mortierellaceae. Gene Ontology annotation, cellular component: nucleus. The record is from RefSeq and is a predicted model, not a curated record.
AUGAAAGCAGAGGAAGAGGCUGAAAAGAAAAAGAAGCCGGUGGUUGCUGAAGAAGAUAAAGAGAAGCCCAAUUUUGGUUUAUCGGGAGCAUUAGCAGCAGAAACCAACACGACUGUAAAUGGAGUUUUGCUGAAGUACAACGAGCCGCCUGAAGCACGGAAACCCAAGCAACGAUGGAGACUGUAUGUUUUCAAGGGCGAUAAGGAAAUUGAUCUUCUCCAUAUUCACCGACAAAGUGCAUUUCUAUUCGGAAGAGAUCGUAAUGUUGUAGAUAUUCCCAUCGACCAUCCAUCAUGCUCUAAACAGCAUGCUGUGCUGCAAUUCCGUCAGAUCGUAGAAACGGAUGCGUUAGGUCAAGCAUCGAGAAGCACAAAACCAUUCAUUAUCGAUUUAGAAUCUGCAAAUGGAACGUUUGUGAAUGGCGUUCAAAUACCGCCAACACGCUACUAUGAGCUCAAACUUUCAGAUGUAAUCAAAUUUGGUGCCAGCACUAGAGAGUUUGUGCUUCUUCAUGAAAACGUCGACACAUAA